CUACACAUAUAAUAUGAACGAUUUACUGGAAAUAGCCUUUUUACCCGGAAAAGGAAGAGGUUUUAAAGCCAAAGAUUAUAUUCCUGCAGGUACAACACUUCAUAUCUCUCAUCCAUUGGCCACCACCGUAUCACAAGAAUGGUUACCCGAAACCUGUCAAGCUUGCUUUCACUUCAUAUACCCCAAAAAGCAUAAAGUCAGGGCUGUCACUCCACAAGAACAAUCUAUUUUGGCCACUCGCUGGCAAUUACCCCUCAAAAAGAAUUCGGUCCUCUUCAAAGACGUUUUAUUCUGCUCUUUGCAAUGCAAACAAGACGUAAUUGCAAAACUUGACUGGGAGCUGUCACUUGCCAUCAAUUACAGAUUAGAUUUAGAGUUUGCUCGCUCAACUGAAACUGAUUUAAGUACCAGUACUAUCCUAAAAUCAUCCGCUGAAGAAUUCAUCGAUAUAGAGAGUGAUGAUGCACUGGAAGCUUGGUUAGAUCAUGCUUGGGAUUCGCUUACUGAUAAUUUAGACCUUCACCAACCCAUUGAGGAUUCAGAUCGUGCCAUGUGUCGAUUAAUUGCCUCUUGUAUAUUACGCAAAAACAAUGAGAUAGAUGCUGAUAUAGAUACCACUUUUACCACAUCAGCACAUACACCUCAAUACAAGAACUUACUCGUGAUACAAAAUAAUGAACUCUCUCUAUUCAAAAGCCUGUACAAGUCCCCCAUCACCAAAUUACCGAAAAAUCCCGCCGCUUCCAAUUUACCCCAGGAAAUGCUGGACGUCAUGGCCUUGUACUCAUUUUUCAAGCGGGCCGUGAGUCAACCACUCCAUCAUGUUCCUCAACUGACUCAUGUCAAUCAUCAAGUGUUUCGUGCCAUCUUUUUCCGGGAAAGAGCAAAUAGUUUUGGUCUUUGGGAGAUGGGUGAUGAAGAAAUUGCCAAAGGAACAGGCGGUGUGUCGGACGAUUUAGAACUCUUAGGAUUUGGCAUCUAUCCCUCUGCUGUGUAUUUCAAUCAUAGUUGUGAUGCCAACGUUAUUAAAAUACGAGACGGGAACCGUAUGAAGUUUAUUGCUAGACGUAUGAUCGACCAAGAUGAAGAAGCCUGCAUCUCUUACGGGUCCGUAGACGACUCUCUCUUUGUACGACGACAACGGCUAUUUGAACACUAUCACUUUACAUGUGCAUGUACCAAAUGUGUACAAGAAGAAUUAUAUGAUGAUAUUAUUCGAUAAAUUAAAUAAAA
Mucor mucedo is the source of this 1233-nucleotide messenger RNA. RefSeq lists its product as uncharacterized. Gene Ontology annotation, cellular component: nucleus. Lineage: Eukaryota; Fungi; Mucoromycota; Mucoromycetes; Mucorales; Mucoraceae. Gene Ontology annotation, molecular function: protein binding. The transcript has a single exon. The coding region runs from base 14 to 1222 and encodes 402 amino acids. The record is from RefSeq and is a predicted model, not a curated record.